Molecule: messenger RNA, 5222 nt
Organism: Ruditapes philippinarum (Manila clam)
Lineage: Eukaryota; Metazoa; Mollusca; Bivalvia; Venerida; Veneridae
Exons: 5
Coding region: 160-2115 (651 amino acids)
Molecular function (GO): protein binding
Source: RefSeq, a predicted model, not a curated record
CCAGGAUAAAAUCCGACUUGAGCCGUCCCUGAUAAUUAACAAGGGAAGCAAUUUAAUAAUUAUCUCCCGUGCAGAGUUACAGUUCUUGCGGGGGAAAAAAACAAGAGGAAACAAAGAGUUGUCUCGAUAUUGUUUUCAGAUAUAUUUGAAGGCAUCUAGAUGUCAGACAUUUACAAAGUGUCCAAGAUCUACAAGGCAUUGCAGCAUGGAGAGACUCUGGUCAAAGAGCUUCACACACAAUUUAAGGAGGGUCGAAACUGUGACCUAGAGAUCAGACUGAAUAGGAAACGACUGUAUGUUCACAAGUGUCUUAUUGACACCUUCUUUAUAAAGGCAAGAGCAGAGUUAGAAGAUGACAGAUUUUACCUGGAUUUGUCUCGUUAUACUGAGCAUGUUGUGGAGGCACUAAUUGGUUUAGUUUACACUGGAAAUCUACGCUGUUCUUUGGACCAGGUAGAAAAAGUAUACAAGGCUGCAGUAGACCUAGGAUUUGUUGAGGCUCAAACUGGUUGUAUGACAUAUUUACGGGAAAGCGGAAUCCAAAAUGUUUUAAAUUCAGUUGCAACAUCAGAGGCCGUAUUACCUGAACCAUUUCCUAUAGAGGACCAGACUGAGCUUGAACCAAAUGUUGUUAUUAAAACUGAACCUGUGGAUGAUGGAGUGGGGGCUGUGAAUGAAAGCUUUACUCAGCCUGUAAAGAAAACUGACUACAGGAGCACAUUAUUGGUUCCUGUUUCCACACAAAGCCUUGGAGCGGGGACCAUUCCUGGUCUAAGGGUAGGUGCUGGUGAGCAAGUGAUUCAUUAUAAUCUAGACAGCCAAGUGAAUUUUGGAAAUUUCAAAACAAGCACAUCAUACAACAAGGUAAAUAACGUUAAGCCUCUUCCAGCAUUACCUGCUCAAAAAAUUCAAAGACCAUUACAAAAGAAAGCUAUAGUUGAGUAUGUGUAUCCCAAAAAAUCAAAUGACAACACACCAACCACUAGCAAACGUAAAGGUAGACAACCAAAAGUUGCUUGUCUUGAAAAGAAAAUUGUUGACAAAAUAAGAAAUCUGUCUGAGCAAAGCUGUGAAGGUGAUUCAGAUUCCAGCUCUAGAAAAAGUCUGCCUGAAAACCAGUCUAUCAGUGUUGUACCAGAAAAACAAAACAUUUCAGCUGCCACAGAGGAAUUAUCAAUCAACAAUGUUUCAAAUGAUUGUGAGAAAAAUAACUUGGUGGAAUAUCGGACAAAAAGUGGGACAGUGUAUUACAAAUAUGCUAAUCCUAAUAGUGUAUCAAAUGAUGAAUUUUCUGUCGACACAGACACAGAUGAUACCAGUCAUGCUGUAUCUUCUACAAAAAAAUACAGGGACAAGUUGAAACCUGCAACACAGACUGCUCUUGAGAAUUGGAUGCAAAGAGUUUCAACUAUAGUAAAAACUGAAAAUGAAGAACCUGAUAACUGUCAAACAACUAGUACUGCAGAGGAUGAACAGGAAGCUCAGAAAAAGGAACAAAUGUUAAGUUUAGGGUUGACAAAAACUGUAGAUAAAUCUUCUCUAAACAUAGAAGGAAAUGGGCCUGAAAAAUCUGGUAAAAGAAAGCUUAGAGCCAGGAAAAAGGUUGAUUACUUGAAAGAGAGUAUAGAACAUAGCAGUGAUUUUGAUGAUGAUAGUGAUUAUAUUCCAUAUGAGGGUUCCAGGAAAAAGAUUAAACCUACUAAAGGAAAAAGUUUUAAAAUUGAGCCAUCCAGUUUGGUGACUAUAGGAGAUAAAAAUGAUAGUUUAAAUCAAGUUAAAAAAGAUGGUGGUAGCAAGACAAUUGCUAUUAGACAAGAGUUACGAAAUACUGAAGAUGAUGAUGAUGGUUAUGAGGAAACAGCUUAUUUUCCUCCAGCAGGUUCUGUUCCUGAGGGGGUUAGAUCAAGGUAUGCUCAGGGCAAAUUUAUGAAAGUAAAAUAUGUGACAGAAUCCACCAGAGAUGCCCGUGGAAAUGUAACAGUGGUAACAAAACCUGUGCCAGUGAGGCCAAGACAGUUUGGUAUUGAUGAAAGAUUAAUGAAUAGACCUGCUGUGUAUGUGUGCCAUCCGACAGCACCUGUCGUGAAACCAGUCGUUCGAAAACAGACUUGGUAAUAAGCCAAGAUAAGGAAAUGUGGAUAUUAUAGUUUUUAAAUAAAAUUGAGUAUUUACUCUCAAAUAACUUAAAAAAAUGCAAUGUGAAUUUUUGUAAUAGUGUUAAUGUGUAAAUGAAAUACUGCGAAUUCACUUAUUUUCGUGGGCAUGAAAGUUCGUGGUUUUAUCAAAACGGGCAUUUUCGUGGGUUCUUAAAUUCGUGGAUUUUCGUUUUCUUGUUAAAAAAAAAAAGUCAGUAACCUAUUGCAAAGUAAUCUUAAACCUAACUGCCGAACAUUUUUACUUACAACAUGUACAUAUCUUUACUUGUCACACAGCGCUUGUCAAUAAAUUUAAUCCUUGCCUCUGGGCAUAACUCUAAUAUAGCACAGUUACUGCCGAUAAUUGACUGCAAUUAACACAUUUAUGUGACAUGAUAUGCACCUCUAAUGGACACACUGCCCCUGUAAUUCGCCGAUGUAAACAUCGCAUAAUCUAUACGACACCUGGCGAGUUUAAAGUUUACACCCUGAAUUGGUCUUAACAUAUUUGACAGUAACUACACGCAACGUCACAGCGACUGUGUAACUUUACAUGCAUAUAAAUUAAUCUCGGUAAAUAACACGAGUAUAUGUGGAUAUUGUUAAAGUCAAUGGCGUCUUUGAUGUUUACGGAAUAGCAUUCGCAUUCGCACAAAUACAGAUUAAAAUUCAUAUAAAUGGAUCAUUUAAAAACGACAAAAAGAAUGUACAGUAAAUCUGUUUUAGCGAUCGUAUUUUUUUUAUAGUUUUGUGUACUUACGACAUUAAUAUCAAAGACUUUUUUUAAAUUGAUAAGAGCAAACUGACAAUUUAUAUUAGCGAUAAUUAUUGCACUGCAUGGGUUCCCAUAUUUACUCGAUUAUACCAUGCAAGUAUUCUUGUUAACACAAUCAAGUCCUAGUAGACUACAACGAUCAAGUAAGUAUAUGCGACAUUUGUGACAGUCAAUGGAGGACAUAUAAUCGAGUUUUCUUUCAAGUUUCUUAAAUAUUUUGCCUUUGGAUUUAAUAUGUCACUAACCUGAUUAUCUGUCUGUAUUUACAUCCAUUUCACGAAAUAUCGGCCGGAAAAGAGCCGACGCAUGUUUGUAAUAUAUAGAACAGAGACUGGGUAAGAAGUAUUUGUUGGGAUAAAAGUUCGUCGGAUCUUAAAUUCGUGGAUUGACCUACCCACGAAAACCACGAAAAUUCGUGCCCCACGAAUAAUAAUGAUUUUACAGUAUGUUUUUAUAUAAGAAAUAGUAAAAUUGAACCUUAAUUCCAUUUAAAAAAAAAUAAUCACAAUUUGUAGAAUGUGUGAUCUGAUACAAAAGUCCUUUUUUCAGCCACUUUAAAUACACUGUAUACAUCAAUAUUUAUCUUUUAAUCUUUUAUGCCUUUCUCAAGGGAUUUCAAACGUUCACAUAAUAAUUUACAAUAGUGCAUAUUAGCAGCAUUUUGUGAUUAUAUCAUUUUUGGAGGAAUUAUGGUACUUUGAAGGGAAGGAGGGGAAGGUGUCACAUGCAAUAUAUGUAACACUGGAAAAAAAUCUGGUUUGAUUGUUUCUUACAGGAGAUUUUUGUCUCGACAUGGAAGUUAAAUGAAGAUAUGUUAAAUUGGUACUUUUUAUUGUAAGUGAAGUAAAGUUAACUUAAGACAAUUAAGAAAUCUAACUUAUUAUCCUGAUAAUUGAAUAAUCUAGGCCGUAAAACUUCAUUUUAAGUCUUAUUAAAAGUUUGAAGUUUUCAUUUUGAAUUUUGCUGUAGCAAAAAUCUGAUACAUGGAGUUUUCCUUUUGUUAAAUUAAACUGGUAAAGUUUUCUAGAAGAAAAUUUUAUGCUAGAAUAACAGAAUGACUAAAUGAAGAGAGAAAAUAACAGCAUUAAUUUUAACUUCAAUACUAUGCUUAUUGGUACACUUUUGAUAAAAUAUUGCUUUUUGAUAAACUCAGAAGAGAAGAAUAGAGUGUUAUAUUUUAAGAAUCUCAUGACUCACAACUUUUGUUAUAAUGUGAAUAAUAAAAAUAGUGAUAAUGAUAGUGAUUACAAAUUGUGUAUACCAGUAUGUAUGACAAUUGCCGAAAAUGUGUUCAUAAAUGUUCAGUGUUAUUGCAACUCAUUUACUGUUAUUAGUUAACCUGAGCACAAAGCUGUUGUGAUGGCAAGUUGUCUGUAGUUUUGUGUUCAUCAUUAUCCACAAUUUUUUUCCUUAACCAUAUGGUCGAUUUUGACAAAACUUUACAGUAAUGGCAUUUAACAUUGCCUCAUGGACCUUGGAAAAGUUGAAAUUGGACAUUAACAAUGAAAUCUUAUAAGAAAUCUUCUCUGAAAGAACAAUGCCCAGAGCAGUGAACCAAUACAAUAGUUUCACAAGUCACUUUUGAAAGGUUGACUUAUAUAGGAAACAGACUUUUUGGUAAAUUGCAUGUAACAUCACCAUGCAUCAUAAAAAUUGUAAAAAUCCUUUCCCCAUGGUUAAAAUUGGUGAAAUCUCUUAACCUAUGUGCAAAGAUUAGUGAUUCAUGGCCUUAGGGUAAAAAAUGUUCCCGUUCAUGAGUAACAUUGUUACAUUGACUAAAACAAAGUUUUCCUAUUCCUCAAAAACAACAAUGACCAGAUAAUAGAUAUUUGGCAUGUAGUUUACCCUUCAGACCUUUUAUAAAAGUUAAUAAAUCAUACCCUAUAGGGUAUAAAAAUUGGCCACAACCUGGCUUCACUUACUUUAUAUUGACUUAUAUAGAAAAACAUGUGUGAAAGUACAUGGCCUAAAAAUCUCAGAUGUUUGGUGUGUAGCAUUGUCUAAUGAACCUCUACAAAAAUUAUAUGAAUCACAAUAUUGGAAACAAGUAUGGCUUGGCCCCACUGAUGUCCCUAUGACCUAGAUCUUCAUUUAAGAAUUAUAACCUGUUCUUGUGAAGAAUCUCAGAUGAGCGAUGUAGGGAAUUAUUGUAUGAUAAUUUAAAAACUAUACUUGUAUGUUGACAAUAUUUAUCCAUAAAUCAAAUUAUGAAAGUUGUUAACAUUGUUUAGAAUUGUAAAAAUUUCUCAAGAUGAAUUUGAAUUGAAUUGUAAAUACAACUGUACAUGUAAAUCAUUAAAAUAUAAACUUCA